Molecule: messenger RNA, 1169 nt
Organism: Piliocolobus tephrosceles (Ugandan red Colobus)
Lineage: Eukaryota; Metazoa; Chordata; Mammalia; Primates; Cercopithecidae
Exons: 3
Coding region: 11-427 (138 amino acids)
Source: RefSeq, a predicted model, not a curated record
GAGGGCAACAAUGGUGGCUUGCCCUACCCCUCUGAGUAUUGGCCCAGUGUCCUUGUUCUCUUCUAUUAAGAAGUAUGCCCUGUUCCUAAAGCUACCCAGUAAACCAGCACUUCUGAGCAGCUUCCUUUUGAGUUACAGUGCUUUGGACCUGGGAAUAGGGCUGCCUCUGGCUGCAUUUCCUUCUCUCAACUUGGAAAGAGAGUUGUCCAAAACCUUCCCAGGGGCUCGCAGACAUCAGCAGCCCUUAGGGAAUGUGAUCUGCCCAAAGCCCCGAAGUUCCAGCCCAAAUUUGGAAAAGCUUCAUCUUCUAACUGAGUGGACAGAGAAAACAAAAUUUGACAGCUGGAAUCCAGGUGAGGGAACAGUGGGACACCAAGAAAAAUGCAAAAGCAGCUCCCUGGAUGAUGUGCCCACACCUGACACAUAACACAAACAGCUGUAUCAACCCUCUGGUACCUGUGUGCAGCCCCUCAGGAGCAGGGCUUUCAGGCCUCGACAACCUCGCACCAGAGCCUCGAUGCCAUCCUUCGUGAUCUGAUCACACCAAGAGAGGUUCAGGUACUCCAGGUUUCGGCAGCCCUCACUGAGAGAACAAGAAACAAAAACUAUGUGCUGUCUCUCCUGUAGAGAGUUAAUGACCGACUCUGAGUUUAGUACAUCACCAGAAAUUCAGAAGGGGAGACCAUGCCUGGGACCUCUUGGAGUCACCUAUUUCUUGCUGGAUCCAAUGUGACCAUUAGGAAGGCUUCCAGAAUGUUCAUAGUUUUGGGUAUUCUCUUGACAUAAACAAUGGGCACUCUUACCUGAUCCCCUUCAAGGAGCUGUUUGUAAUAGACACACAGGAGGUCAGAUCCAGGUGUUUCAGCUUGGAACAGAAUCUGCUAAGGCUGUAACACGUGCUGAAAAAGAGCAGACGCACUAAAGAUAUUUUCAACCAUGUUUCUUUCCCUUCUCUCUCCCUGUGGCUAUUUAGUCACCAAUUAAUCUUCAUUAUUUACCUGUCGGUGAUUUUUGUGCAUCCAUUGAGGUUUAAAUGUUCAAUGUUUCGGCAGUUCUGUGCAAAGGUCCUAAAAUGAGAAAACAUUUUAAAGCUCCCUGCAAGUUGCUGGACAGCCACUAGAGGGCAUAUGAAACCAUUCACACUUAGGACAGUGCUCCCUCAAACUUAA